GUUUCGAAACAAGAAGCCGACGGUCUUCCAGGCCCCCUAUAACUGACAAGUCUAGGAGCGUCAGAGCCCGCAGCGAAGCGGGUGUUAGUCGCAGCAAGUCUGUAGUGUUAGUGGACGAUCUCCGAAGUGAGGCGCCCGUCAGCCGAAAGUACGACGACCGCCGUAGCCAUGCCGGUUCCCGAGCGCCCAAGUCAUCACAAUCAGUCGUCCGCGGCCACCGACCUCCGUAUGACGAUGAGCGGACAUACUUUUCAGCUCGGUCACGCCCGUCUUCACGAGCUCCUCGUCGAUCCUCCCGCACUGAGGUGGAGGCCGACAUUAUGGAGGCACCAGAGGUCCCCGAGGUGCCUGACGCGCCUGAGAUUCCUCUGGAUCCCGAUGUCUACGAAGCCCCCGAUGUGCCAGACAGGAUGCCUAGGAGUCGGGCCAGGAGUCGGUACAACGUGCCCCGGAUGGCCACUGGACCUGACUACCCACAUAUGGGCUACCCAAGCAAGGCUCAGAGCUACGUAUCUGCCAGGAAUGUUUCGCUUCCCAUGAGCGGCAUCGGUAGCAGUCACGCUGAUUGGGAUGACGACAUGGUCAGUGUUGCCCCAAGUGACAGUAUCAGCUGUGUUGGGGUGAAGCCGAGCAGACGAAGCCGCAAGAUACGAUAAAGAAGAAUUACGAUUAUGAGAUGCAUUUAUACGA
Fusarium verticillioides 7600 is the source of this 690-nucleotide messenger RNA. RefSeq lists its product as hypothetical. The record is from RefSeq and is a predicted model, not a curated record. Bases 169 to 540 code for a protein of 123 amino acids. Lineage: Eukaryota; Fungi; Ascomycota; Sordariomycetes; Hypocreales; Nectriaceae. The transcript has a single exon.